UACAUAGGAUUCUAUUCUAGGUGAAUAAACAGCUGUUCUCAAAAUGUCCGCAGUUAUCAGAACAGCGAGAAGGACUUUUCAUCCUGUCUUCCAGUGGUCAGGAUGCAAUUAUAUCCCUCGGAAUAUUUUUCCUCGAGUCUUCUUUCUCACACAGGGAGAAGAUUUUGGACUACCUUUUAACCCUGCUACGAGGAAUGGCUACGGCAGUAUUUCCAGACGAGAUUUCUGUCUUCAAAUCCCACAAAAUACCUCCGGCGGAGACGUUCUCGUUCUGUUUUAACACUUUACUGAACGAUAUUGCUGCAUCUAAUCCGGAUAUAGCAGAUAGGAUUAUAGAUACACAGGUUGAGUUGAUGACGUCUAUAAUGAGUACUCUACAGGAGAUGAAAAAACAUGUAACGCCUUUCCCCUUCAAUACAAGGAAGACGAUAUGUAAAAGCUUGGUGCCCGUUCUGCUCGGCUUAGCUAGAGCAAUGGCUAGGUUUCCCCAGCCUUACACUACCAUGAAGUCUGAGGUUAAACGAGACUUGAAACGAACCUGCUUCUCAAAUUUCAGGUCAAUUAUCCCGAGGUCGCUGUCCUCGACGUUCCAGGCUGGGACUGGCCUCAUCCAGUCCCAGUCCUCGGACUCCGUGGUGGACCUCAGCUUUAGACCUAGCCUCCGCUCCGACCUUAUGUGUCAUCAGAUAAUCCUGAAAUGCCUGGCUAAAGACCAGUUGGAGUUCCUGGACGGAUUGUCCUUGGAUAUAUUUGUAUCCAACUCUAUCAAGAUAUUCCCCUACAAGUCCUUCAGUGGGACCCUGAACCUUGUCCUCAUUGCUCUUCUCAGAGAACUACUGCAGACACAGACAGGUCUAGCUGGUUGUUUCCUAAAAGAGGUGCAGGAGUAUAUUAAAACUAUUUUUGCUUCUGGAAGCCUGGAUUUAAACACGAAGCAACAUGAAGUGGGAGAUGACACUGGGGAGAAGGUGGUGGCUGUGAACAGGUUCAAGCUGAACGUGCAGACUAACGCCAGCUGUGUAGACAUCCUAGUCUGGGCGGCCAGGGAGGAGAACGUUGCUGAUAGUCUGGUGCAGAGAUUGACUGAUCGUAUUUUAUAUCCUCGUCACGGGAACAGUUCAAGGACAAUUCUAGCACACCUUCCCUUACUUCUGGUUUGCCUUGAUGGACUGGGAAAUUUGGCGGAAGAGCAUCCGGUUCUAGCCGCCUCGGCGAUAUCAUGUCUCAGGGAUUUCCUUGUAAACCCGAGUGAUAUUCUGGUAGAGCUGAACGACAAGGGGAGAGGAAACCAUAACAAACCCGGGAUCAUGCUCACAGUAACUAACAGUGAAGACCAAGAUGUUCUGGACUCUACAAGGGAUCUCAAGGGGAACUCUGCUGUUGUAACAGCAUUCGAGAAACUUAGAGAUACAGCCAUAGAUAAUAUUUGUAAAGCGCUGCGGGCAGGAAUUAAAACAGAUCCUGACUCGGUCAAAGCAUUUAUUGCCUCUGUUUCGAACAGGUACAAAGUUUACCUUUUAUUGGGAAACAAAAUAUGCACGCUCUCGAUUUAUCAAGAUGAUGCCAACAACUCUUUUACAAGCAAAAAAACUGAGAAUGAGGACAAAGUAUAUGAAGAUGUAAUGAAGCUGUUCAGCGAAACUACAGUUGAAGCAUCUCAUGCAGUUUAUGGACAGCAUGGAGACAGUAGAAGACAGGAGUACAGUCAUGUGUCUGGAUCAGUUAUUAACGCACUCGCCAAUAUAGCGGCGAAUAUGAUUGACAAUACCGAAAACGAGGCCCGGAUGGCUGAUCUACUGGUGAAGCUGCUGGAGCUGUUUGUCAACCUGGGGUUGGAGGGUAAAAGAGCUUUAGACAAAACACAAAGCCAUAUGAAAGCAAACAGCUGUGCAGGUAGAUUGAAGAAACUGUUCUCUGAUUUCUGGCAGUAUUGUGUUGUUAUGGGGUUUACUAGUGAAGAGUCUGGGGUCUGGCCACAGGACUGGUAUGAUGGGGUGAAAGAGAUCUCGAUUAAAUCUCCGAAACUUACAUUCAACUCAGCUCAGAGAUCUGAUCUCAGACUAAUAUCAUUCACAUCUGCAAUAGCUCAGGACGGAGUGAGCUUGAAUGAGCUUCAUGAGCUGAAGAAUCAGCUGUUGACCCAACUGGAGCCUCCGCCUAAUAUUGUAACUCUACUGAAGCAAUAUCAGUUUCCUAUACUGGUAUACCUCAAAUCAGUGUUCUGGCUCGAGUAUCUCAGGAUUCACAGCAGCAAGAAGGCGACAUUCCAUAUUCUCUUCGACUACCUGGAGGAUAAAGCAAUUCAGAAGGAUAAGACGGGUGUGUAUGACUGUAUCUGUUCAAUUGUGGAGAAACUUUUCAAGGAAUUUCUGGCUGUUAUGGCGGGUCAACCUAAAUCUGCAGCUCGCGAACUAGAUUUGGAAAAUCAUGCAGAAAUCCUUCUCAUUCAUUUCAACAAUCCGAACAAAGCAAUCCAGAGGUUGGCAGAUAAGUUUCUGUCUAACAUGGUUGAUCAAUUCCCUCAUAUUCUCUGGUCCAGACGUGUUCUGUACUCUAUGUUGGACAAGGUAGUAUUAUGUCUGAUUCACAAUGGAUUUGAAAUGACAUAUCAAAGCUAUAAGCAAGUUGGUCACAAUACGGGGCAGUCCAUUAUGCUGAAAGAUACCCAGGCAGAAAGGGAGCAGAUGGUCAAAGACUUUGCUAACAGGUGCAAGGCUAUUAUAGAAGAGGCCGUGAAGUGGGCUCCUGAUACUAUGCGCUCCCACCUCAAGGAGUAUAUAAAUAACAAGGGGGAUGAGGGUACAGGAUCCCACGCUGGUCUGUCUCUAGCUACUGAAUGUGUUCAUAGCUUUGCAUCUCUUAAUUCACUUUCUGAUAGCUUACCUUCAACAUACCAGACAUCCAGACCAACUUGUGUAAAGAAUGACACGAGCAGUUUCUUUUCCAGUCUUUCACAAAGGAAAGCAUUUAGUGGCAGGGUAACCGGUAUGCUGGAUUUAUCAGACGAUUCUGAUGUUGGUUCACAGGGCUGGGAACCUCUCAUGGAGAAACUUAUAAAGAAUGUGGAUUCUGCAGCGCAGGCUGUUCAUGCCGCGCAGGAGACUGAGGAGAAGUUUCCUAAGCUCCUAGAGAAAUUCCACGACGCGAUAUGGAAAAUUGCAGGACUCAUUGUAGCACUUCAGGGGGACAAGGGCGUAAAGCCCCCUAGAAAACUGUUCUUUACACUGGCCUACGCCCCUGUUAAACUCUUCAGAGCUGAUGUAAUGGUUGAUAUUGUUGAAUGCUGGCACUGGGUUCUCUCUGCUUGCUCUCAACAUGAACUAGUUUUUCUCCAGGAUCUAGGCGAUCCCCUCGCCCCCACAGAAGGAAUGCAGUUGGCCCCCCGCCCCCCAUGUACAGUUCCUCAUGAUAUCUGGAUAAAGUUCCUGCAUGAGAGAAUAGAGGUAGCUAAGUACUGUUCCCAAGAUCAAGUUGAGAUGUACACAGACCUUCUUCAACGGACAUUCGAUAUACAGGUUGGGAGUUCUAGUGGAGCUAUGUCUAGACACGUUAGUGCUGCUGGAACUAGAUUCAGAUUGUUGAAUUGUGGAAUGUCUCUUCUGCAGGGUGAAGUACUACCCAAGUCCCUGGCCAAGCACGUUCUUCGGCAGAGAAUAUAUUCAUGCUCCCUGGACUUCUUCUGUACAGAGAAAAUGUAUCCGGUGAGGUCAGGCCAACCUCUGAAGGAAGAUGUUCAUGUUCUUCUCAAGUUCUGGAGUUUGAUGCUCUCGGACCGGAAGUACAUCAAGACCCAGGUGGUCGGAGAUAUUGAGAGUAUCGUGGGGGAUACCGGUCCUGGCAAUUCUUAUGCAGAUGUGGCAAGAGGAGUAGGGACCCUGAACAAGAGAAGUGUAAGUAGGAAUCAGAAGAUGUCCAGUAAUCGUGAGAACUUGGUGAAGGAUUACAGCAAGAAGCGUUGGCUCAUUCUCUCAUUACUGGCUGUAGAGAUAGAUAUGAUGGUGACCUGGCUCUCCCCUCUAGACCUAGAAACUCCUGCAGGGGCUGGGGUUCAAGUAGGGAAGGAGGAAGCUAAGCAACUAGCUGAUGCAGCAAAAUGGCGCGAGGAUAUGCAGAAUCGAACCAGAACUAAUCCUAUAUUUAUAUUCAGCAAAAUGGCGCGAGGAUAUGUGUGUCAGCUAACCAGGACUUACCCCACCAAGGUCUGCCAUAUCCCUCAGGCACUGGCAUUCUUCCUCUCAGAAGAACAGGUUGAACGGGAUGGCCCUGAAUUGCCUCAUCUUCUCACCUGGGCGCGCUGCUCUCCACUUAGAGCUCUGUCCCUGUUCUGUAAACGGACUCUACCAAUCCACCCUCUGACUGCGCAGUAUGCUACAAGAGUGUUGAACUCCUACCCUGCCGAGGCUGUCCUCUUCUAUAUACCCCAGCUAGUCCAGGCGGUCAGAUACGAUGAUCUAGGUUAUGUACAAGAGUUUAUCAAGUCUAUCUCUCAAAGAUCCAACCUAGUGGCGCAUCAAAUUAUCUGGAAUAUGGAGGCCAACAUGUAUACAGAUGAAGAGGGUAUAGAGAAGGACCCCGUAAUGUAUGAUAAACUGCUACCAGUACGGAAAAGUAUCGAAGAACUAUUGAGCCCUGCGGCCAAAAAUUUCUAUCUUAGAGAGUUUGAGUUCUUCAAGGAGAUCACUGAUAUAUCUGGGAAGAUCAAGGGGUUUGAGAAAGGAAAGAAGAGAAAGGAUGCUUGUCUUGCUGCACUCGCGGAGAUCAAAUUAGAGAAAGGUUGCUAUCUCCCCUCUAACCCUGAAGCUCUAGUACUGGAUAUUGACCGAACAAGUGGUCAGCCUAUGCAGAGUGCUGCUAAAGCUCCAUACCUGGCCAGAUUUAAGGUGAAGAAAUGCGGGAUAUCAGAUUUAGAAAAGUUUGGUUUGGAGUAUGCAGCCACGUCACCAGUAUCCCCAGGGCAGAAAAGUGGUAAAAGCGGUGGUAGUGGGGAGGAGAGAGAUACAUACUGGCAAGCUGCUAUAUUUAAGGUUGGAGAUGAUUGUAGACAAGAUAUCCUCGCUCUGCAGGUCAUCUCACUCUUCAAGGAUGUAUUUGCGCAGAGUGGGUUGGACCUCUACCUUUUCCCCUAUAAAGUAGUUGCUACUAAACCUGGCUGCGGAGUUAUUGAAUGUGUUCCUGAUGCUAAAUCACGUGACCAGCUGGGCCGGAGGACGGAUACUGAUCUAUUUAAUUAUUUCAAGAAGAAGUAUGGAGACGAGACCAGCACCAGCUUUAAGACGGCACGAAGGAAUUUUAUCACCUCUAUGGCUGCCUACUCUGUCAUGGGAUUUAUUCUUCAAAUAAAGGAUCGACAUAAUGGAAACAUAAUGGUGGACGAAGACGGGCAUAUUAUUCAUAUAGAUUUUGGAUUUAUGUUUGAAAGUUCUCCUGGAGGUAACAUGGCGUUUGAACCAGAUAUGAAGCUUACAACAGAAUUUGUAGAAAUCAUGGGGGGCAAGAUGGAGGCCCAACCUUUUAGAUGGUUCAUGGAGUUGUGUGUGAAAGCUUACCUUGUUAUCCGCCCAUAUACAAACUCCUUGAUCUACCUGGUGCAGUUGAUGCUGGAUACUGGACUACCUUGCUUCAGGGGACAGACUAUAGAACUACUCAGGCAGCGUCUACAACCAGCAGCUUCGGAGAGGGAAGCAGCUUUAUUUAUGAUCGGAGUGAUCCAGAGAAGCUUCCUUAAUUUCAGAACAAGAGCUUACGAUAUGCUUCAAUAUCAUCAGAACCAAAUUCCAUAUUGAUUUUUCAGUCACAAUUUUACUGUUAUUUCGAGUAUUUAAACUAUGUGUAUUAUUCAGCUUGAUUAAAAUCUAAUUUGUAGACCGGGGUAUUUCGUUUUUUUCUCAUUUGUUUUUCUUUUAAAGAAUAGUAGAAAAUUCAGCUUUUGAAAUUGUCAAUUUAUAUAUAUCUAUUUAAAUCAUUGUAUCCAGUUCCACUCACCCAAUAUCAUUUCUUCAAUCAAAAACAAUUGGUGUGCAUAUUUUGUCUUAAAAAUAAAAUUAUGUAAUUGAAAAAAAAAACAGAAUUGUUUUAAUUUUAACCAAAUGUGUCAGCGUGUCAAUUUCUUGUUCAAAAUUAAACAUUAAAUCCUCUCAAUCCGAAAUUAUUUGCGUUAAAUGUUGAAAUAGUUUACAUUCCUGCAUUUUCCUUUGUCUUUCUACAUCACUACCUUUCUUCCUACCACUUUUUACCUUUUUUCUACAUCACUACCUUUCCUCCUAGCACUUUUUACCUUUUUUUUCUACAUUACUACCUUUCUUUCUACCACCUUUUACCUUUUUUUCUUCAUCACUACCUUUCUUUCUACCACUUUUUACAUUUUUUUCUACAUUACAACCUUUCUUUCUACCACCUUUUACCUUUUUUUCUUUGUUCUUCUGCUCUCUUGUAGCUUUCUUUAUCAUUUUUCUAUUUUCCCAUAUUUCCUCACUCAUUUUUAUUAGAAUACCUCAGGGUUUAAAUUUAUAAAAUAUGAUUUGUAAAAUUUAGAUUGUAAAUUGAUGUUAUUUAUUAGCGUAUAAAAAUUACAAAUGUAUUCUUAAAUGGACUGUUAGAUUUAUUUCCCUUUUUGUUAUCUCUGUGGUUUUCCAUAAAUUUUAUUUGCGGAUUCAGGCUGCAGAGACGAUGAAAGAAAUUGAUAAAAUAAAGCUACAAAAACGCAGAUAGCUGUUACCCUUGUGAAUCGGAAAUUCGUAAUAGCGUCCGUUUAAGAACUCUGCAUUUAUUUGGAAAAUUGUAAGUAUUUAUUUUUCUUGUUACGAGCUUCAAGAAUAAACGUUUAAUUAUUA
Molecule: messenger RNA, 6830 nt
Organism: Eurytemora carolleeae
Lineage: Eukaryota; Metazoa; Arthropoda; Copepoda; Calanoida; Temoridae
Gene: Pi4KIIIalpha
Product: phosphatidylinositol 4-kinase alpha
Biological process (GO): phosphatidylinositol phosphate biosynthetic process; phosphatidylinositol-mediated signaling
Cellular component (GO): cytoplasm; plasma membrane
Molecular function (GO): 1-phosphatidylinositol 4-kinase activity
Source: RefSeq, a predicted model, not a curated record